Molecule: messenger RNA, 1412 nt
Organism: Bubalus bubalis (water buffalo)
Lineage: Eukaryota; Metazoa; Chordata; Mammalia; Artiodactyla; Bovidae
Gene: NUDT5
Product: nudix hydrolase 5
Exons: 10
Coding region: 427-1245 (272 amino acids)
Biological process (GO): ribose phosphate metabolic process; nucleoside phosphate metabolic process
Cellular component (GO): nucleus
Molecular function (GO): ADP-ribose diphosphatase activity
Source: RefSeq, a predicted model, not a curated record
UUGGGGCGUGCUUUUAGUGUACACACACACACACACGGCAGAGAAAAAGAACCUUGGGCGUGCUUUUAGUGUACACACACCACAAAGUUCUGGCCGCGGGAGUUCAGAAGAGGGUUGUAACUCGCGAAACGCAGCGCUUGGCGCGUAGCGGCGGACUCUGCCCCGGAAGUAAUCUUCUGCGGCGAGGUCACCGGCGGGGGCUGCUACGGGUGCCGCGGGGGGCCGAACGCGCAUCCUCCGUCUCAUUUGGCCGCGAGGUGCGGCUGCGACUCCUGCAGUAGAACUGCACCUCCUGAGCCUCGUUUCCUCGGACCCGUGCUUUCUCCUUUCCUCCCCCUUCCUAAAGGAGUCCGCAUCCCUUCGCCGCACGCCUGGGAGUAGCGUGAAGUUCUUGCCUGUGGACUGUAAAGCUCAACUAGUUUGAAAAUGGAACAAGAAACAGCAGGUUCUUCUCGAAAUACCGAACAGUCUAUUAUCUCAGAGGAGUUGAUUGCAGAAGGAAAAUGGGUCAAACUUGAAAAAACAACUUACAGAGAUCCUACUGGUAAAACAAGAACAUGGGAGACCGUGAAGCGGACAACCAGGAAAGGCCAGUCGGCUGACGGUGUGGCAAUCAUCCCUGUGUUGCAGAGAACCCUUCACUACGAAUGCAUCAUUCUGGUGAAGCAGUUCCGACCCCCAAUGGGGGGCUACUGCCUAGAAUUCCCCGCGGGUCUCAUCGAUGACAACGAAAGCCCGGAAGCAGCUGCUCUUCGAGAGCUCGAGGAGGAAACCGGCUACAAGGGCGACGUUGCUGAAUGCUCUCCAGCUGUAUGCAUGGAUCCAGGCUUGUCAAACUGUACCGCACACAUCGUGACCGUCACUAUCAAUGGAGAUGACGCUGAAAAUGUAAGGCCUAAGCCAAAGCCAGGGGAUGGAGAAUUUGUGGAAGUAAUUUCCUUACCAAAGAAUGACCUGCUGAAUAGACUUGAGGCUUCACCUCCACGUGGAACACGUGUGUCCCUGACAGUGGAGAGAACGCGUGAGUCAUCAUCGCUGGGUGGUUUAGAGCGGCAGAACCCUGCAGUGAGCCAUCCACGAGGUGAUGGAUGGAUCUGUGAACUUAAAAGCUUCGCUGUUUUCACAUUAAAAUCAUCACCUGGCUUUUGUGCUCUUCUGUCUUCUUUUUCUUGUUCCAACUUUUCCUUGUUCUUGUUUCAUGCUGGAGACAUAAUCCUGCUCUUACAUCCUGCAUUCUUCAGCUAGAGUAAGAUCCCUGAAGCAGAAAGUGUCUUGCUCAUCCCCGUUACCACAGCACCCAGCACAGGAACGGCACACAGUUCCUGAACGGCUGCUCAGUGAACGCUGGCUGACUGGGAAGGGGUGUUAUUAUCCGUUUUCGACUUGGUUAUCUGACUUAUGCUCUUCACCUC